CCUGGCAUGGAUGAUCUUGGGGGGGACCCCCUCGAGGAAAUGCACGAAUGGAUAUUGCAGCCAUUUCUGCCCAUUUUCCGCAAGCUUGCUCCGCUCGACCAAGGCCGGAAGUACACUCUUGAGGAUUAUCUGUAUGCGGAAGAGUUUCACUACACGGUGGAAGUGGUGGAAGAGACCCUAGUGCCUGUUUACCUCGGUCACUCAAAGCGCACGAAGUUGCUGUUUUUUGGAGCAUGUUUGCCCUCUAUUACCUAUUUUGAUUAUUCGAUGUUCCCCGUCUACCAUCCGAGCGAAAUUCAGGUUUCGAUCGAUGCAGAUUCGACUUCUUUGCCCGGGUUCCCCCAGAAGGUCUUUAUCCACGGGCGAUCAAAACCCAGCUUUCUCAAGAUAAUCUUUGCGGGUGGUGCGAGAGUGGCACUGAAAGAGCUUAUGGCAUAUUCCAAGAUUUAUAUAGCUAACUUCGACGCCACAGUUCUCACGUCUCGACUUGAUGGCUUGGUCCACGAUGACGAGGGAACCACUAUAGGACUCCUUUUAUCAUACAUUAACCGUCCUGGAUUUACACUUGAAUUCAAUGGUGGACAUCAUCCCAAGUAUUCUGAAUCCCGGCAAAAAUGGUUCAACCAGAUUUCCCACACAUUGCAACACCUUCAUGCACAUAAUAUUGUCUGGGGAGAUGCAAAACCGGGCAAUGUGCUCCUUGAUCCCAAUGGGGAUGCCUAUGUGGUUGACUUUGGAGGCGGGUAUACUCCGGGUUGUGUUGAGAAGGAGAUGGCUGGUACUAUUGCUGGAGAUCUUCAGGGACUUGAAAGUAUCAGGCGGUACCUCUUCGAAUGAAUUUCGGAGGGACUUGCUUUCCAAAUUGAUAUUGGCAGUGUUGUUUGCCCGCCACAAAUGGGUGCGCGAGAAAGAAUCGUUAAGACUGUGAUAUCCGGCUUUUACUUGUGAUUCUUGGGAGUGGUAUUAGCUUUUGG
Messenger RNA from Aspergillus pseudonomiae, 974 nucleotides. RefSeq lists its product as uncharacterized. Gene Ontology annotation, molecular function: ATP binding; protein kinase activity. Lineage: Eukaryota; Fungi; Ascomycota; Eurotiomycetes; Eurotiales; Aspergillaceae. The transcript has a single exon. The coding region runs from base 7 to 837 and encodes 276 amino acids. The record is from RefSeq and is a predicted model, not a curated record. Gene Ontology annotation, biological process: protein phosphorylation.